Messenger RNA from Xenopus laevis (African clawed frog), 7386 nucleotides. It is a transcript of the gene arhgap28.L, whose product is annotated as Rho GTPase activating protein 28 L homeolog. Gene Ontology annotation, molecular function: GTPase activator activity. Gene Ontology annotation, biological process: negative regulation of stress fiber assembly; regulation of actin filament polymerization; regulation of small GTPase mediated signal transduction. Bases 375 to 2360 code for a protein of 661 amino acids. The record is from RefSeq and is a predicted model, not a curated record. Lineage: Eukaryota; Metazoa; Chordata; Amphibia; Anura; Pipidae. The transcript is spliced from 15 exons. Gene Ontology annotation, cellular component: cytoplasm.
UACUACAGUAACAACAGACUGAGUGCUCAGCCCCUUCUCCUUAGUUCCCUCUCAGCUCCUUCACUCUGUGACAGGCUGGGGAUGCAGCAGGGAGCCUGUGUCUGGGAGUAGCGGGGACUGAGAGAGAGCAGAGGACGAUUAAGCUCUUACCACAGACAUGGGCACUUCCUUCACUACAUGGGGGCGGUGUUUUUGAAGAUCUCUUAAUCCAAGCUUGGCUUGUUGUGGCUGCUGUGUGCUGCUGUCCUGCUCUCAACUCAUUCUGGGGUAGUGACAAAAGCAACAGGGAGGCAGAGACUGAGGGAAGCAGCAGCCACACUUACAUUCUCUCUUUUGUGUGAACAAAACUACAAGGAAGUCAUGUGUCUGUUAUAAUGGAGAUAAAGGACUCUGGCAGCGUGGUUCUGACUGGAUACCAUUCAUACACUCCAUCUAGUUCACCAAUAAGAGAGCAGAGCUUUGUGCAAGACAUGCCAUCCAGCCAGUCUCCUAUGAUCAGGAAAACUCCUUCACGAAGGAUUAACAGAAUGCUUUCCAAUGAAUCCUUGCAUACUCCCCAGUUCAACCGCUCCAUCUCCGAAUCCUCCACGGACAACUCAUCAAUGGAAGACUUCUGGUGUGAGGUUAAUAAUAUUAAAGAAAGCAGUGAAGAAGGCCAAGACGACAGCCUGUUGCUGGAAGUAAAGCCAGCAGAUGAAGGGGAGCUGGAAGCUGAAUGGUUGCAGGAUGCCGGCCUGUCCAACCUAAUAUCUGGCACCCAGGAACAUGACGGACAAGCAUUGUUGUCUACACUGACAAGAACACAGGCAGCAGCUGUGCAGAAAAGAUAUACCACUUAUACUCAGACAAUGAGGAAGAAGAACAAGCAUACAGUGCGGGAUGUAAGAGAUAUAUUUGGGAUCAAUGACUCCACUCCAUCUUUUGAGUCUAAAGCACUGUCACCUAUACCAUCAAAUGGUGUUCAGCAUGCAAUAAAGAAGCCCAUAUGGAAACCAGUAACCAAUAACAGUUGCACUUUAGAGAAAACCAGUCCGUCAGUGGCAGAAGAACUUUCUUUUGAGGCCUCCUUCUCAGAAUCUGUUGUGGUUGAUGGUAAAGACAAAGAAAGUGAAAAGAACCAACGGAUCAAAAAAGAUGAUUCUGCUUUGCCGAAAUUUAUUGUGUGGAAAAGCAGGUUUGGGCUUACGGAAGUUGGUGAUUUGUCCCCUGAAGACAUGAAAAAAAUCAGAUAUCUCUCUCUGAUUGAAUUAACUGCUUUCUAUGAUGCUUUGGGAAUUGAACUAAAGAGAAACCGAAUAGUAAGAGUCAAGGGAAGAGAAAAUGGCCUGUUCGGAGUUCCCCUGACAACACUGCUGGAAAGUGAUAAGAAAAAAUUCCCAGGCACGAAGGUUCCCUUAAUUUUCCAAAAAUUACUUCAGAGGCUUGAAGAGACUGGCUUAGAAACAGAAGGUAUACUGAGGGUACCUGGAUCUGCUGCUCGGGUUAAGAAUCUGCGUGAAGAGCUGGAAGCUAAAUUUCAUGGCAACUUAUUUGACUGGAAUAAAGUCCGCAGCAACGAUGCCGCAGGCCUGUUAAAGAUGUUCAUACGAGAGCUGCCGUCUUCUCUCUUUACUAUGGAGUAUCUCCCUGCCUUCAUUACAUUGGUAGAAAAAAUCUCCAAGAUCAAAUUGCAGCUUCAAGCUCUUCAUCUAUUAAUCAUGCUGCUGCCAGAUGCCAGCAGAGAUACUGCCAAGGCUUUGUUAAAUUUCCUGAAAAAGGUGGUUUCAAAUGAGGAAAAAAACAAAAUGAGUCUGUGGAAUGUGUCUAUGAUCCUUGCACCAAACCUUUUCAUCUGCAAACGCAAAAGUGCAAACAAGGAGGAAAUGAAAGCCGCCGCAUCCACAGCCCAUAUUGUUCGGCUUUUAAUUAGGUACCAGGACAUCUUGUGGACGGUUCCUUCUUUCCUAAUCUCACAAGUCAGGAAAAUGAAUGAGGCAGCUCUGAUUAACAAUAAAAGGCAGCUGAUUUUUGACAAGAGUGUAAGGAAGUUAUUAAGAAGGAAGACCAUGGAACGGGAAAGACCUGAAAGGAGAGAGCACUGUGAUGUACCUGAAGGGGUGAUAAGAGUUUACGCUCCGCUGCACUCAAAGGUUUCCAUGGCAAUACAGCUGAACAGUCGCACGAAAGCCAAAGACAUUCUGGCAAGAUUUCACUGUGAAAACAGCCACGGAACAUCAGACAAUGCGAGAGUACACAACCAGAGUUUAUAUGAAAUAGGAGGCAACAUAGGGGAGCAUUGCCUUGAUCCAGAUACCUAUAUUUUGGAUGUGUAUCAUGUUAAUCCUAAUGCGGAAUGGAUGCUAAAACCAAAAUCAAGCUGAAGUCUUUGAAUGCCCAGGCUACUGGCACUUUAUAAAACGAUGGGUCAACAUUAUCCAUGGGAUUUUAUAACAUCCAAGGUCUUUAAUCACGGACUGAUCUGAAGAUGGGGAAAUAUUACUUAGGUACUACAGAAAGAAUACAUUAGGUCUGGUGAUAAAGACUGCUGACGUUGGAAGAAGGUUUUUUUUUCUAGUAAUUAUUUUUAAUAUAAACAGUUUAUUGCUAAGAAGAAAAACACUAAUGGCAAACCACCAUUUUGCUGGAUACCUUUUGUAGAGUCCCAUGUACUCUACGUAGCUCUCCAAGUAUUAUUGCUGACAUAUCGGGGCGGGUUGGAUCUUCAGUUCACUAAAUGUGGGACCUGGAAGGUGCAACCCUCUAACAAAGAGUGGGAGACAAUGUCGUUUUUGCUAUUUUUAAUGAAGAAUGUGUGCAGUGACGUGAAUGCCUUGUUCAGCAUCAAAACCUGAUGGAAAAGAGAAUGUGACGUUUGUACAUUCGUUUGUACAGGAAACACUAUGUUUGUACAGUUACUUUUAUAUGUGUAGAUAUAUGUAUGUGUUUUUAAUCUUACGCUCUGCCAGUUACACCCACCCAUGUAGUUUACCAAGCCUUACUUUAUUUCAGUAUUCAAGUUUAGAGGAGGGGCAUUCAUAUUGCACCAGUCCUGCCUUUGUAAGGCUGCGAGCCAACUUUACAGAACAUUAGCAGAUUCAUAAGUAAGGUUCAAUCUAUUGAUUCAUCUAUGCACAGACCAAAGACUCAAUGUCAAGAAGAACAUGUUUAUUUGGAUUUAUAUAAUUCAUAAAUGUAGGUAUGUAUUAACCAGCAAAUACCCCUGGGGUGAAAUAGAAAUGCAGAAGGAUAUUUAUUUUACUCUUUUAAAGAGGAUCACAGUUACACUUUAAGUAGCGACCCAAAUAUUUAAUGGGGUCCAAUUGCUAGAGCUUAAAUAAGCAGCAAUCUGGUAACUCACAAGGUGAUCUUGUCUGGGAAUAAGGACUGAGGGGUAUGUUUACUAACAUUGGAGAUAAAUAUCUGGAGAGAUUUCUGGAGAUGUUGCCCGUGACAACCAAUCCACAAUUAGAUUUUUAACAGCCACCUAUAUGUUAGAAAACAAAAGCAAAGAUCUGAUUGGUUACUAUGGGUAACACCUCCAGGAAUCUCUCCAGAUAUCUCCAAUGUUAGUAAACAAGAUUUCUGCAGAUCAACUCAUUGGAUGUUUGGCCAGAUUGGCUGCCAGUCUAGUCUUUAAGCAAAUAGGUCACCAGAUUUCAGAGGUCAGAUAAAAACAGAAACUGCCUAUUUGUGGUGGAACAUUUGAGAUUGGAGGGUGAGUUGGACAGUCUUAUGUCCUGCUGCUGGGAAUGCAUCAGUGGUGCAAUGGUGCAUAUGUAGAUUGCACUGAAAUCGAAGGCUUCCAUCACUGAAAGCAGGAAAAAAAAUAGAUCAAGCCCUAUUUUUUCUGUAUUGAGAAUUUGUCCCCAUUCCUGUAGAUACAAAACAAAAAAGAAGAAUGAGAUCAGUCAUCUCAGGGGCAGUGUCAGAUUGACCGACCAGGUUUACUGGAAAACUAUUUUUCUUUGAGAAAUAGAGGGAGUGAAGAGAGAAAGUAACAUAGUUUGGAGAUUGGGCCUGUGGUCUAUGGUUCCCUGAUGGGCUCCAGGCACAUCAAUCUGACACUGCUUAGAGUUUUUUUUUUCCACCACGCAAGGUUUCAAAUAGUCAUCUCUGAUCACAUUAUGAGCCAAAUUUCCAAACGAAUCUCCUUUACACAGAGAGUCCAAGGUGGCCCUUUCCAUGUCUUUGUCAAUAGCUCAAGUAGAGCAGAUAGAGCCGAACACAGUAAACACAUCAGAUAAGUGCCACAUGCUCUUGUAUUUAAUACAGAAUGUCUUUGGGUCAAUUCCCAGAGUUUUAGGUUAACAAUGUAGUUUGAUAAAUAUCUCUUAAUGUUAUAAUGUGCUAGAAUACAAUAUAUUUAUCUGACAACUGAGAAAUAUUACUACCUGACACUUCAAACUUAGUGCAGAGGAUUAUUUUUGCAGUACAGAUACUUCAAAUGCGACAUGGCUCCAAGGCCAAAACAAAAUCCAUGUUUGUGGUAUAGUCAUAGUAUAGUCAUAGAUCAAAAGUGUAUAGUGUAACAUAUGUGCAGGGACAGUCUGUGGACAAAUACAAAUGCAAUGCAACAAAGAAUGCAAAAGGGCAACGAACUGCAUCUUAAACCUGUGUAACCUUAAUGGCAAACUAUUGCUAAAGUACAUGAUGUUCCUGUAACAGCGAGGGCUUUGUAGCAUCCAUAUGUUCACAUGCCCAAAGCCUUUGCAAAAUACUAAAUAUAAGACAUCCGAAUGGUGUUUUAAUUGCAGUAAUCAGUCAGUUUCCAAAAAACAGAAUAAAAGGAAGCCAAUGAAAAUCUAAUUAUCCAAGAAAGCUUUCAAUUUCCAGGAAGAAGCUGCAAAAACAAGUUUAGCAAAGAAUUAUAUAAUAUUGAUAAGCAUCUAUAAAGCUGGAUGUUUAAUAGCUACUCAUUCUGCCUGUCAAAUAGGCAUUGCUGUUUACUGGUGUCCUUGUGUUAUACCAGCCAUCGACUAACUCACUCAGUUGAACAAUGUGCUGCUGGUAUAGCCAUGACCUGAGUAUCGUCAAGUCUUGGACCCUCUUCCCAACACACUUCCCCUUUACCAUUAAAUGGACAACUGGACACUUCUUUAAUGGAUUGGAAAGGCCCCAGCCACUUUUAUUUACACACAAGUUAACAAUAACAUAUAUUUAACAUUUCAAACGUUAACAUUAUAACCAAUGUCCAGCGAGAUCUCCACCCCUAGCCGCUGAAGGCUGCUCCUAUGGAGAUCCCCUUGCUACUGGACCUAUCCACAUCCUGAGGCUAGGCCCCUUGUUUUGACCUUCCCCUCUUAACCAUGGCCAAUGACCACACCCCCUAGCCUCAGACCUACCAAUCUUCCGCCAUACUCCCUUCUCCAAUUCCACCACCUACCCUCCUAAGCGGCUGUGACUUGCUCACCUUAACCCUCUCUUCCCCACCUACCAAAAAGGGGCGGGUGGGCGAGCAGUCUUUUUAAAAUGGCGCCGGCUUCUUUCCCGCUCCUGCCUUUGCCUACACUAUUUCCCGCCGCCUCCUAAAAACUACAUCCCCCACAAUCCCUUGCUCUGCCUUCCGGGUUUCCCCUCCUCACGCUGUCAUGGCCCUAUCCCUCUAGCCUCUUCCGGUCUUCACGGGCCUGCUAGUGACUCGGGACAUCUGUUUGGUACUAUUUUUGGGCUAAAAAUGGUUACUAUGAACACGUGAUCCUGUGUUACACCAUGUUGUCUUCAGCAAACCACUUAAUCUACAAGUCUCAGGCACCAGAAAAAAACUGACUGUAAGCUCCUCAGCGGAGAAUCUCAUUGUGCUGAGUUUUGUACAACUGCCACCAUUUCAUGUGAAUGUAUAUGGAUAGGAAUAACGCAUCUCCUGUUGUAAAAUAUAGGAGUAUUAACAAACGUUCCCUGGCCAUGCUGGUAUGGAAUCUAUUAUCUAGAAACCUGUUACACAGAAAAAAAACAACUUUGCCAUUUCCCAUCUUGUGCUGUUUAAGCAAUUGUUCAUUUGUGACUGUUCUGUGUAAUAAUAAGAAAGUACUUUGUCGACAAUGUUAACUGACCUAGCAAGAAGUCACAGUGAGAGCAAAACGAUCCUGUAGGAAUCAGUUUAUAAUUGGUCAGUAAUGUCUGCCACGUUGUAACGUUAGCAGUCAUUUCUAUUUUAAGUAUUUCAGGCAGGAAAAGGAUGGUCAAAAUUCUUAAUUCCAGAAAAAAAUAUGAUACAUUCAAUUUUUAUGGGUGUUAGUGCUCAGUGGUGCACUAACACCCCAUUGAAAAUGACUGCAUUUUUCUCCUGAAAGCAAUGGAAUGUAUUCAUUCCAUCAGCUCUGAUAAACAUGUCUAUGUGUUAACACCACCUUGACUGUGGGGAAAGUUAUGGCAAAUGGGUAAAGAGAUCUGCUGGCAAUCUCUAUGGAUUCCUUAGUACAUUCUCUAAUUCAUCAGUCCCCAAAUGUUUUGGUAGCUUUAACGAAUGGCCGUAAAACCUCAAGGCCCCAAACAUUUCUGAUAAGAGAUCCCAUACCUGUAAGAUGCAAGCCUGCAGACCAUGUACCUUCUUAACAGGUUGUGGAGCAUCUCAUGGCUUGUAAUAUCCUCAUAGUUUACAACACGUGGACACCGUGUUUUAUCAUAUUCAAGUUUCAAUGGGUCUUGUGAUGAAACCAACCACUAAGCAGUGAUUAUAAUGAAUGAAACCACUAACUAAGCAUAUAAAUGCAGAGCCAGAAUGUUCAUGUGACACAGGUGACAUCACUAAGCUCCUGUUAUAAAUGCUGACAUCACUAAGCACAAUUUAUAAUGAUAUAAUGUACAGGUUAUUUAUACAUUACUUUUGUGAAUUAUAUAGUGAAUGAUGUAUCUCCCGUUGUAAAAUACAAGGACAUUUUAAGUCCCCAAUGAGUCGCCAAAUAAAGGCAGAAGAUUUUUAUACAGGUCAUGGAACUCCAAGGUGAUUUCUACUAUCCCCAUAUAUUGCAACAGUGAGUUCACUCUUCAGCUUCAGUGGGUCAUGUGACAAAAAUGACAUCACUAAGCACUGAUUAUAACUGAUGACAUCACUAAGCAACGUUUAUAAGGAUAUCAUUUACAUGGCUCUUGUGUAUAAUGAAUUAUAAGGGUAUAUUUAACUGUUCCUGUCAGAGUAUGAAGACAAUGCAACAAAAUACUCUGUUUUUGAAGCCUUAGUAUCCCAGAUGCCAACUGGAUUGGCAGCAGCAUGAUACAAAAUACAAAUCAGCAUCAAUGCCUAUGGCAAGGGGCUGCCUUCAGAUACUGGCGACCCAGUUGAGUGGCAAAUGCCUCUGAUGAUGUGGGAGUUGUAUGUACUUUUAAAACAUACUCAAUGGAACUUUUUUUUGUACUUUAUUAUUUUGUAUGCGAUUGUGUACCUCCUGGAAUUACAAUAUUGGAAAGGAA